CACCAAGGUGAGUGAUGGGUGUGGGGUGGAGUGCCCUCGUAUCCACCCACCUAUGCGUCCUGGUUCUGUCUGGAGGCACCAGGGCCAGGUGACAAAACGUCCAGGCGAGGCCGCAGUAGGGCCUAAGGUCAAAAAGAGCAAUGCUGAAUCCUACAUCCUGGGGCCCUCCUGACACGUAGCUUAAGGCUCUGGGCUCAUGACCCACAUUGUAAGGAUGAGUGGGGUAAAGCCUAUCCACAUCUGGGCUGUGAACUCCAGAAGCGGCGGACCGAAGCAGCUGUGCAUGAAGACCGCAGGGAAGGAGGAAGGGAGCCGAGGAGGCCCAAGAGCGGCGGGCGACCUGACGCCACCCUGCCCUCCCAGCCAGAGGGGCAGGGGGGAAGCCCCGCGCGCGGCGCCGGUGCAGCCCGGGCUUCCGGGGAGGCGCGCGCGGCCGGGGGGCGGGGCGGGGGCCGAAGCACCGCCUACGUCGGGCUGCGUGACAAUGGGGCCGGCCGCAGAACGCAGCUGCGGCGGCUGCGGGUCUCGUGGGGGCGGAGUGGUCGCCGCUGCCGCCGCAGCUCGGGUCGGGAUUUGAAAGAUUAGAAACUCCGGGUGGAGAGGGCGGCGGCGUUGAAUGUGUGGCGGAAGCGCUGGGGGUCACCGCUCCGCGCGCCGCCGGGCAGCCGGCGGCGUCUCCACAGCAUGAAUUACUCGGGCCGCGGGUCCCCACGGAGCCCCGAGCAUAACGGCCGAGGCGGCGGCGGCGGCGCCUGGGAGCUGGGCUCAGACGCGAGGCCAGCGUUCGGCGGCGGCGUCUGCUGCUUCGAGCACCUGCCCGGCGGGGACCCGGACGACGGCGACGUGCCCCUGGCCCUGCUGCGCGGGGAACCCGGGCUGCAUUUGGCGCCGGGCACCGACGACCACAACCACCACCUCGCGCUGGACCCCUGCCUCAGUGACGAGAACUAUGACUUCAGCUCCGCCGAGUCGGGCUCCUCGCUGCGCUACUACAGCGAGGGUGAGAGCGGCGGCGGCGGCGGCGGCGGCGGCAGCUCCUUGUCGCUGCACCCGCCGCAGCAGCCUCCGCUGGUCCCGACGAACUCGGGGGGCGGCGGCGCGACAGGAGGGGCCCCCGGGGAAAGGAAACGUACCCGGCUUGGCGGCCCGGCGGCCCGGCACCGCUAUGAGGUAGUGACGGAGCUGGGCCCGGAGGAGGUACGCUGGUUCUACAAGGAGGACAAGAAGACCUGGAAGCCCUUCAUCGGCUACGACUCGCUCCGCAUCGAGCUCGCCUUCCGGACCCUGCUGCAGACCACGGGUGCCCGGCCCCAGGGCGGGGACCGGGACGGCGACCAUGUGUGCUCCCCCACGGGCCCAGCCUCCAGUUCCGGAGAAGAUGACGAUGAGGACCGCGCCUGCGGCUUCUGCCAGAGUACGACGGGGCACGAGCCGGAGAUGGUGGAGCUUGUGAACAUCGAGCCUGUGUGCGUGCGGGGCGGCCUCUACGAGGUGGAUGUGACCCAAGGAGAGUGCUACCCGGUGUACUGGAACCAGGCUGAUAAAAUACCAGUAAUGCGUGGACAGUGGUUUAUUGACGGCACUUGGCAGCCUCUAGAAGAGGAAGAAAGUAAUUUAAUUGAGCAAGAACAUCUCAAUUGUUUUAGGGGCCAGCAGAUGCAGGAAAAUUUCGAUAUUGAAGUGUCAAAAUCCAUAGAUGGAAAAGAUGGCAGUGGGAUCAACUAUUCUGUUGUCUACCACCUCCCUCCCUUCUCCCUCCCUUCUCUGUUCAAAUGGAGAAGAUAUAAGGAGAGUACAGAUGCGACAGGUCUUAAACGAAAGCAUUCCCAAGCUGUUCAUAGUUUCAAGUUGAGUCGAAACCAUGUGGACUGGCACAGUGUGGAUGAAGUAUAUCUUUAUAGUGAUGCAACAACAUCUAAAAUUGCAAGAACAGUUACCCAAAAACUGGGAUUUUCUAAAGCAUCAAGUAGUGGUACCAGACUUCAUAGAGGUUAUGUAGAAGAAGCCACAUUAGAAGACAAGCCAUCACAGACUACCCAUAUUGUAUUUGUUGUGCAUGGCAUUGGGCAGAAAAUGGACCAAGGAAGAAUUAUCAAAAAUACAGCUAUGAUGAGAGAAGCUGCAAGAAAAAUAGAAGAAAGGCAUUUUUCCAACCAUGCAACACAUGUUGAAUUUCUGCCUGUUGAGUGGCGGUCAAAACUUACUCUUGAUGGAGACACUGUUGAUUCCAUUACUCCUGACAAAGUACGAGGUUUAAGGGAUAUGCUGAACAGCAGUGCAAUGGACAUAAUGUAUUAUACUAGUCCACUUUAUAGAGAUGAACUAGUUAAAGGCCUUCAGCAAGAGCUGAAUCGAUUGUAUUCCCUUUUCUGUUCUCGGAAUCCAGACUUUGAAGAAAAAGGGGGUAAAGUCUCAAUAGUAUCACAUUCCUUGGGAUGUGUAAUUACUUAUGACAUAAUGACUGGCUGGAAUCCAGUUCGGCUGUAUGAACAGUUGCUGCAAAAGGAAGAAGAGUUGCCUGAUGAACGAUGGAUGAGCUAUGAAGAACGACAUCUUCUUGAUGAACUCUAUAUAACAAAACGACGGCUGAAGGAAAUAGAAGAACGGCUUCAUGGAUUGAAAGCAUCAUCUAUGACACAAACACCUGCCUUAAAAUUUAAGGUUGAGAAUUUCUUCUGUAUGGGAUCCCCAUUAGCAGUUUUCUUGGCGUUGCGUGGCAUCCGCCCAGGAAAUACUGGAAGUCAAGACCAUAUUUUGCCUAGAGAGAUUUGUAACCGGUUACUAAAUAUUUUUCAUCCUACAGAUCCAGUGGCUUAUAGAUUAGAACCAUUAAUACUGAAACACUACAGCAACAUUUCACCUGUCCAGAUCCACUGGUACAAUACUUCAAAUCCUUUACCUUAUGAACAUAUGAAGCCAAGCUUUCUCAACCCAGCUAAAGAACCUACCUCAGUUUCAGAGAAUGAAGGCAUUUCAACCAUACCAAGCCCUGUGACCUCACCAGUUUUGUCCCGCCGACACUAUGGAGAAUCUAUAACAAAUAUAGGCAAAGCAAGCAUAUUAGGGGCUGCUAGCAUUGGAAAGGGACUUGGAGGAAUGUUGUUCUCAAGAUUUGGACGUUCAUCUACAACACAGUCAUCUGAAACAUCAAAAGACUCAAUGGAAGAUGAGAAGAAGCCAGUUGCCUCACCUUCUGCUACCACUGUAGGGACACAGACCCUUCCACAUAGCAGUUCUGGCUUCCUCGAUUCUGCAUAUUUCAGACUUCAAGAAUCGUUCUUUAAUCUCCCACAACUUCUUUUUCCGGAAAAUGUAAUGCAGAAUAAAGAUAAUGCCCUCGUGGAGUUGGAUCACAGGAUUGAUUUUGAACUCAGAGAAGGCCUUGUGGAGAGCCGCUAUUGGUCAGCUGUCACGUCGCAUACUGCCUAUUGGUCAUCCUUGGAUGUUGCCCUUUUUCUUUUAACCUUCAUGUAUAAACAUGAGCACGAUGAUGAUGCAAAACCCAAUUUAGAUCCAAUCUGAACUCUUGAAGGACAUGAAUGGCCUAAAACUGAUUUUUUUUUUUUUCCGUUAAAACGUGUGUGUCAAGAUACGGAGAUUUCAGGGUUCAAGUAUAUUUCAGUUUUCUUUAGGGCAACAUAUAUUUGAAUUUAAAAGCACUUUAUUUAAAAAAAAAAAAGUUUUCAGUUCUGAAGAAGUCAUUUACAGUUUGCAUCAUUUUAAUUAUGAGUCUGACAAAACCUUCUCCAGAGAAUCAAGCAAGACCUGGAUGUGAAGAAGGUUUGGGUAAACUGCAUGUAAAGGCUACAAAUCACAAUCUGAUUCCUCCCAAAUAUAAAGGCAUAUGGAACAUAAUGUAUUAACCAAAGUAUGUUAUAAAUUAAAAAUGGUCAAGGUUCAGCAUAUUCUAUAUGAAGAUCGCAAGGUGGUAUCGUUUUAGAUUUCUAUGAAGGCUUUCAUUUGUACAUCCCUUUGAAAAAAUAUAACAGAUUUAAAAUGUUUUGAAUUUAACUUGUUUAGAAAAACUAAUGCUUAAAACAAUAUUUGAACUACUGUAUUUAUAAUUUAUUACCUCUAAUUGCUUUAUUUCAGUGUAUGAGACAUUACUGUUUUAAUGUUUGCUUUGAACAUUAUUUAAGAACCAGAUUUAUUUUCUAUAGUGAUAAACCCUUUUUUCUCAGAACUCCAUCUUUGUACUCUUCAGAUGAAUAUAUAGACACUGUGGCAUACAUUUUUUUUCAUUAAAAACUUAUGGCUUCAUACAACACUAGUUCAAUUUUUUAAAUAAACUUUUUAUUAUGUUACAUGUACUUCAGAGAAAGCUAAAGUUUCUCUAAACUUGACACGGAGUACUCCAUAAUGGGUACAUUUCAUUAGCUUUAUUAGAAAACUAGUAAAUGCUUUUGAAUAGGUAGUAUGACAGCUAUUUUAAAUGUAUAAACAUUUGUGUGCCAAACAACAUAUAUGAAGGGAUGUGAUGCCACUAACUAGUGCACAUUGUUUCUCAAUGUGCCAUUGAGACACAAGGCACAGUAAGUCAGGAUUCUGAGGCAUUGGAAGGGUUUUCUUCAGCUGUAAUUGUUUCCACAGUGCUUUUCAUCUGAGGGGCUCAAAGUUUAAGAGUGCAUUCAAUAACCCAUGUACUAGCUUCUUGAGGUAAGUAAAUAAAUCUUGUUCUCAUGUUACAUGUUAAUACACCAAGGCACCAAAACAUUUAAAGUGCCGUCAAUUAGAUUACAUCAGAAAUCAGAAAAGCUUAGAUUGAGCUAGUCACCGUGGUUCACGCCUGUAAUCCCAACACUUUGGGAGGCCAAGAUGGUAGGAUCUCUUGAGCCCAGGAUUUCAAGACCAGCUUGGGCAACAUAGUGAGACCCCCUUCUCUGCAAAAACUGACAAAAAUUAGCCACUUGUAGUGGUGUACACCUGUAGUCCCAGCUACUCAAGAGGCUGAGGUGGGAGGAUCACCCGACAGAAGUUCGAAGCUGCAAUGAGCUCUGAUCACACCAAUGCACUCCAGCCUGGGUGACAGAGCCAGACCCUGUCUCUAAAAAACAAAAAAGAAAAGCUUGGGUUGAAGCCAGGCCAUAUUCUUUUAUAUGCUGUUCAAUGACUUGAUUCACAUGUGACCUUUUAGUAGUUUGCAAACAAUAAUAACAGAAGUUGCAAUUCAUAAUUCAGAGAAAUGACCAUGAAGCCGGUGUUUCCCUGCUUGAUUUCUAUGUUCUUGGAUUCUCACACAAAAGAGGAGUUACCUAGAGGGGAUCAGUAGCCAUCCCUGUUGCACACAACCCUCACUUCUGAGUGGUUUCCACUAGGUUCCACUUAAGGUGCUGUCUUUUCUUAACUUGCAAGGAAUUGCUUAGCUUCCCAAUAAUCAUUGUCAAACUGGGAGCAAAGUUGGUCAGCUGUAUCUCUCACCUCCUCCUUUCUUCAUAAGAUAGUAGAAUCUGUGGCUUACUUGUAGGUUUUACUUAGUGCUUCAGUACUGUUGGCUGUUUUGGCCUUUUGCUGAAUUUGCACAACAACAUAAAGCACUUCUUUUUAAUGUUUAAAAAAAAUUCCAAGGCUCCAUGACCAAGUAUGUGACUCACUAAGAAACCCUUGCUAUAAAAGGCUUUUGAUGAAAUCUUAGCAAAGCUAAAGUAUCUCUAACUUAGAGAUUCCUAUGAACUCAGGUCAUUUUCAUAGCCUGUUUAUUUUGUAGGUCUAAUUUAGUUCUCAGGAAAAUUAAACUCAUGCUAUAUGACUGUAUCGUUAAAGGUACUUGAGCAUAUGUUGCUGUAGGUGGUAUGACACUCAAAUGCAUAAGAACUUGAAGGGAUUUAUUCUUAACUACUAGAAUAUGAAGAGCCCUUUUUACCUGAGAAGAGUGAAAUUAUGUCAGACCUUUUAAUUUGAUAUCACUGAGUAAAAGGUAUGUUCCUAUAGCCAUAGGAAUAUGUCUGCUUCCUUUUUUUCAUGUUGAGAAAACAGUCAAAUUUAACCAUUUGGAGUUUAUUUGAAUUCUUGGAAAGAGCAAUAUUCAAAACCUUUUCAAAAAUAAGAUGUUCUGGACUACUGGAUGGAUGUUUUGUUUUCAGUUCAUUUUUCAUCAGUAGAGAUGGUGAUUUCAGUUUUGUAGUAUCCUUGUUUCUAUGUCUGUGCAUGUUAACAUUGGAUGUAUUUGUAUAUACUUAAUUAAUAUACAGACUGUGUGUCAUUCUGGCUUGAUUAGAAGCUAAGUCAGUUACUGAGUAACAUUUUGCAACUUUAUUCCAGCAAGUACUAAAUCGGCCAAAAAAAGUUUUGUUUUUGAUACCAUUAAAAUUUUAUUCUCUA
Messenger RNA from Pan troglodytes (chimpanzee), 6318 nucleotides. RefSeq names its product DDHD domain containing 1 (gene DDHD1). Lineage: Eukaryota; Metazoa; Chordata; Mammalia; Primates; Hominidae. Bases 685 to 3522 code for a protein of 945 amino acids. Gene Ontology annotation, molecular function: metal ion binding; glycerophospholipase activity. The transcript has 15 exons. The record is from RefSeq and is a predicted model, not a curated record. Gene Ontology annotation, cellular component: cytoplasm.